GAAUAUUUUGUAAGUUAAAUGAAAUAACUCAAUUGAAUGUAUAUGAAUCCAAGAUCAAAUCCUUGUUUUUAGCGGUGUUCAUGAGGAAUAAUAUCUACUAAACUUUAAUAACAAAAAAAAUUAUGACAGAAUCAAACUAAUAUUAAAUUGGUAAAACAUAGAUUUAGUAUGUAUAGGGCUGUAAUAUUUCUGAUUUGGGGCAGACCCUGUGAGCUGGAGUAUAUUACUUAAGCGUCGGUCUUUAACCGAUCGCAGAUUACGUGAGGGAACGUAAACCUCAAGGAGAGUGUUAAGGUAGGAGGGUGCUGUUCCAGACAAGGUCUUCUACGUGAGCAUCAGGGCCUUGAAUUUGAUACGGGCGGCUACAGAAAGCCAGUGGAAGGAGAUGAAGAGGGGUUUAACAUGGGUCCUUUUGAGCUGGUUGAAGCCGAGGCGUGCUGCUGCAAGGGGUUUGAUGGAGCUGGCUGUGAGGCCCGAGAGUAGUGAGUUGCAGUAAUCCAGUUUUGAAAUAACAAGAGCCUGAACUAGUAUCUGUGUAGCUUGUUUGGUGAGGUAGGGUCUGAUUUUCUUGAUGUUUAUACAGAAUGAACCUACAGGACCGUGCAAGUUUAGAACGUGUCGUAAGUGAAAAUUUGUCUCGCUGUACAUCAUCUAGACGUAUUUCUGGCAAAUGUAGAAGGGACUGGGUAAACUCCAUAGCGUUCCACUAUGCUGGCGGAAGUAACCAUACACCGGUUUGAGUCAGGACGGAUGUUGCGUGACGUCAUGCGAAAAAGGUAUAUUCUCUGAAGUACACUUCAAAACACAGGGACAGAGCAGGAGAGCGCACGCGACAAUAUAGCAUUGCAGAUGUAGGAGAUGAGAGAGAGUCCAGCACAAAAUUAAAGCUUACCCCUGUGCAGGCUUUUCUUUAAGCUACUUUUUUUUUUUUUUUGCAAGGGAUUUUUUUAGGGGGGGGGGGAACCCGUCGCAAAAUAUUAAAGCUAGGCGCCAUCUGGAUCCCUGUAAACAUCCAGGCUCUUUCCCACUUCACGUCACGUGCACUAGGACAGAGCCUUAGGCCAUGACGUAACGCAAACCUGUUCCGACGUUCCGUGCACGCGCCGCUUCCUGCGCACGUCCUAUUGGUUGAGCAUCCUCCAUAUUUGCCAUUCAGACACGCCCACAAGCGCGCGCUCCCGACAGCGGCUUGGGCGAAAAGAGGGGAACUUUUCAGUGGGCUGCGGUUGCACUCGCGUGCGCUUCUAUGUGAGCCGCUUAACGUUAUUGAUUCCCAGCGGUCAUUUUAUAGUAAUAACAAAAAUCAGCAUGACGAAUAAACGACACGCUCUGUGAGAAUAUGCCACUACGGUCAGGUGAGUUGUUAUUUAAUAGUUGCAUAAUGAAUAGUAAUUCAUCAACAGAUAUUUUGUCGUUGAGAAUGACUUUUGCUUUUGUCGCUUUGGCAUUUUCUCCACCAGGUGCAAUUUCUGUCCUCGUGACGUCUCAGUGGCGUCUCAUUAACUUCACAUUGCAUCUCAUAACCAGCUGUGAGUAAAGGCCCAGGGUGUCUAGGAGGGACACAGCUCUGGAAAAAUACAGGCAGCUGUUGAGGUGAGGCAGGAUCAUGGAGGCAGGCAGCGGCACUGCUGCAGCGCCACACAACGCGGCUCCCGCGCCUCCAGGAGACAUGGCAAUUCCCGAUCCCCUCCACGGCCCCCACUCGUCAGAGCAGGAGAAGGAUGAGCAGGAGAGGAGGCCGAAGACAGCAGAGAGCGCAGGCUGGGAGGAUGCCAUCGCUCUUAUGGCGAGGAGUGCGACCGUGCUACCAGAGCUGUCUGCUGACUCGUCUCUCCGCUCAUGCAUCAGCACAGCCAGCAUCAAGGUCGAGAACGUGAAAAAGCUGCCUCUCAGUAAAGGCCAUUUCCCCCGCCUGGCAGAGUGCGCCCACUUCCACUAUGAGAACGUCGACUUUGGCUCUCUGCAGCUAACUCUGACUGGUGAUGAGAACGAUCUGACUCGCAGCAGCCUCAACUCCAGGGAACUGGUGUAUCUUGUCCAGAUUUGUUGCCAGGGGAAGAAGUGGAUUGUGAAACGGUCAUAUGAAGACUUUCGGGUGCUCGACAAGCACCUCCAUCUCUGUUCAUAUGACAGAAGGUUUUCUCGGCUCAUGGAGCUUCCUCGAUUUGAAAACCUGAAGGUCAAAUCAGAGCCUCUUUCCCAGAUGCUUACUGCCUACCUUUCCCGUCUCUCAACCAUCGCUGACAACAAGAUAAACUGUGGGCCUGCCUUGACAUGGAUGGAGAUUGAUAAUAAAGGAAACCGCCUGCUGGUCCAUGAUGAGUCCUCCAUUAAUGUUCCAGCUGUCGCUGCUGCUCACGUCAUAAAGCGCUAUAAUGCCCAGGCUGCUGAUGAACUCUCUUUCGAGGUUGGAGACAUAGUUUCAGUCAUAGACAUGCCUCCAAAGGAAGACACUGGAUGGUGGAGAGGAAAACAUGGCUUUAAGGUGGGAUUUUUCCCUUGUGAAUGUGUGGAACUGAUCAGUGAGAAAGUUCCUCCACAAGUGACUGGUGCACUGCCAAAACCAGUGUCUAAUAAGCAUGGGAAGCUGAUCACAUUCCUGCGUACUUUCAUGAAGUCGAGGCCUACGAAACAGAAGCUGAAGCAGAGAGGCAUUCUGAGGGAGAGGGUGUUUGGGUGUGACCUGGGAGAGCACCUCCUCAAUUCAGGUCAUGAUGUCCCUCAAGUCAUCAAGAGCUGCGCUGAGUUUAUUGAAAAGCAUGGGGUUGUAGACGGCAUUUACCGCUUGUCUGGGAUUUCCUCUAACAUUCAGAAACUACGGCAUGAGUUUGACUCGGAACACAUUCCAGACCUCACUAAGGACACGUAUAUCCAGGACAUCCAUUCAGUAGGGUCCCUUUGCAAGCUCUAUUUCCGCGAGCUUCCGAACCCCCUGCUCACCUACCAGCUCUAUGACAAAUUCUCAGAAGCAGUAUCGGGAGCUACAGACGAUGAAAGGCUGGUCAAAAUCCAUGAUGUCAUUCAGCAGUUGCCUCCUCCACACUACAGAACACUCGAGUUCCUCAUGAGGCACUUGGCUCGAAUGGCGACCUUUAGUUACGUCACCAACAUGCACUGCAAGAACUUGGCAAUUGUCUGGGCUCCCAAUCUCCUUAGGUCAAAACAAAUAGAGUCAGCCUGUUUCAGUGGCACAUCUGCCUUCAUGGAGGUGCGCAUUCAGUCAGUGGUAGUGGAGUUCAUCCUCAAUCACGUUGAUGUCCUCUUCAGCUCCAAACUCAGCACUCUGAUCCGUGAAAGCACAGGCCAUGCCACUUUGUCCCGGCCCAAGUCUCUGCUCGUGUGCUCCCCAUCCACUAAGUUGCUGUCUCUAGAAGAGGCACAAGCCCGGACUCAGGCCCAACUCGCCUCUCCUGUCUCCCCUGAAAGCAAGUACAUUGAAGUGGGAGAGGGUCCUGCUGCCCUGCACGGAAAAUUCCACACCAUCAUCGAGUUUCCCACGGAAAGAAAGAAGGUCCAGACAAAGGUAAAGAAAUCACCUGUGGCAAGCUGGCGUUCAUUCUUCAGUAUGGCAAAGUCAUCUACCACGGCCAAGCGCAAGCUGCUCCGUCAUCCCAGUGAGCCCAAUAACAUGAAGACCCCACAGGCCCUGUCAGGUGGUAGAGGAGAUACUGGAACACUACGAUCAUCUAAAAGUGAAGAAUCGCUGUCAUCAAAUAAUCUUGAGGGUGGAUCAGCGAUGUAUCAGGCACGCAGGCCUCGCUCUACUAGUGUUGCCUUGUCCACUUCCUUCAAUGAAGAGCUGCUAAACAAUCGAGUCCACAGGGACUCUCUGUUAAGCCAUAAAGAAAGGAAAGACACAGCUUUGUCCACCACUUGUGUGCCUGCUCUCAUAUCGGCCCCACACUCUGCUGAUGCAGAUAUUGGCAAGGCUUCUCUAGACUUUGACCCAAUUUCGUUUCAGUGCAGUACAACACCAAUUGAUGCUUCCAUGUCUGACGAAAGAAAAAGAGGCAGCAGACGGAAGACUGGAGGCAGUUCCUGUGAAUCAGAAACCUUGAAAAAAGUCACCCCUACAGGACCAUCUGAUGCAAUCCCAACAGUUUCAGAGGACACAAAUCAUAAGCACUCAAUGUCAGCGAAAUUUGCAACAACUAUUACAGCUAAAGAAGACCGGACAUCCUCUCAGACUGCUCCUGUGGGUCUCUCCCACAAACCUGAGGUUGCAUUAGAGAUGAAAACUCUGUCUGUGCCUCCCACUGAAGUGGUAUCACCCCAGGUCAUGCCCAGUGACUCAACAUUGGGACAAGAUUGUCAAAACAAACCUUCUUCUUUACUCCGGACAGAGGCUGAAAGCCUUGAUGAAACUCCCAGUGAAGAAACAAGACCAGUGAAGCAAACAGAAUCAGGUGCUGUGACCUUUGACUGCACUCCCGGGCUGGUAAGAUCAGUAUCUCUCAUAACUUCCCAGCCUGCUGUAAAGAGUGCUGCACGUAUGUUGGCUCUGGCCUUGGCCGAAUCGGCGCAACAGGCCACCUGGCUGAGCAAACGAGGGAGCUCAGAACCACCAACUCCUGUUUCUCCAAGUCGCAUCCAGGACCCACUUUCCAUACUGCAGUGGCCUGCAAAACCUUCUCCACAAGUCCAAACAUCAUCCGCCAGUAGAGGACUUUGCUGUGGCACUUGCAAAACGUUUGGAAAACCUUCAAGUGUUAUCUCUACAGGGAGUUACACUGAUGCCGGCAGCCUGCAGAGCACCUGCGCAUGUCAUGGCAGCGAGAGCGGACUUAGCUACUCUGAUGGAGGUGAAGUUUCUGCUGAAAGUCAUGAAACAAAUUUGCCCUCCCUGGACUUGCCUGUUGCUAAAAGUUUAGAUACUCAGCAGAAUGCUGAAAGCCAUGUGCCCAUGAGAGAAAAUGUCCGCCAUGUUGGAGUUGGUACAGAUGGUGGUAGCCCAGACCGAAGCUCUGAGAUGGAGUCAUACAAGAACCGGAUGCCCUCUCCCUCACAGACGGAGACAUCACUCUAUACCGUUGACAGUCAGUCAGCCAGGGCUUCUCUUCUCAACAAGCAAGCUGCCAAUGCUUCCAACUACCAUGUGAUAUUAGCUGAAGCUUCUAUGCCAGCUUCAGUGCAUGAUGUUCUUCCACAACCUCCAGUUUCUCCUCUGACUUCCACUUACCAGUGCAGCCCCAAAGAUGAGAUGUUAAGGCCAUCAGGUCAAACUUACUGGUCGGGUCCAUUUGGACAGACCAGUUCUUUUCAGCCUGAUUACAUGCAGUACCAAGCUAAGAUCUUCUCCAAGGAUCACUACAACACCCUGGCACCAAGGUCCCUACACCAGUCUAUUAAAUACAAGAGUCAACAAAGGAAUGAACACUCUCCAAGCUUCCUUUACAGACAGUGUGGUCCAAGAUACCCACCAAUGGAUGGUGCGUCUGUGUAUCCCACUAUUCGUAGGGUGCGCUCCAUGCAUGCACCACCAGAGGACACGUUUUUCUUCCCGCAGCCAUCUUACCAGACCAAUACUUACCGCAGACAAGUUUUCUCAGAUAUCCACCAAGUGAGGCCUUAUUUUGAGGAUGGUAAAGUUCAAUAUAGGUACAAGCCCUAUUCAGGAGCGCAGUAUAACAACCUGGAUCAGUAUCGAGUAAGCAGUCAUGGAUAUGGCCACUCCUACACCCUCCUCAGACAGCCUACCAAUCCUGGUAGAGUGAAGAGCAAAGCUGAGAACUAUCACAACCCCCUCAUCAACAUGGCCUAUAGCAGAGAAGCUAGUUUUAUAAAACAAGGCACUGGCCAUUUUCCAAGAACAAGAAAUGUUGGUCUGUAUGAGGGUUUUGAUGCUGGAUUAUCAGAUCGACAUUUCAGUCCAUCUAUUAGACAAGGAAAUAUGGAGAAGAAGAGACUGCAAGUUGUUGUCCCCCAGCCCCAUCUUCAGAAAGAGAGCCAGUGUGGCCAAGAAACAAUGCACAGUAGGAGUAAAUCUGAUUCAGCCAAAGAUUUGCUUAUUUCUACUGAGGGGGCUGAUGGGAAAUACAGGGUUACCAUGGUGUCUCAUUACUCCCCUGAACACCCACUCUCUGAACCUAACAUACCCCUUCCCACUCAGACAGAGAAACAUAGGAGUGGGCACAGUGCCAAACCUGCCCUGACGCUAAAGCAAAGUCGGUCUAUGCAGAACUACACUCAGCACACGCUAGAGGCCUUGCCACAAUCGCGUAAGCUAACUCUGCAUAAAGAAUACAGCUGCCCUGAUUUUAAACACCGCGAUUCUUCUGAGCACAGCAGUGGCCGACUUCAUAGCCAGGAUAAGCUGAUUAGGAUCCACGGCAGCCAUGCUAAAGAGGACUUUCAAUACGCUUGGGUUAAGGGACGCGAUUUGCAAAGAUCAGCGAGGUCACAGAGCAUGAAAAGUCAUCAACAACCCAGACAAGCCAAAAUGACACUGGAGCAUGAUCAAAGAUUUUCAUAUCCUGUCCAGACCAGGCCGAGGACUCGUAGCAUGUUUGCGCCGUCUCGUACUGAUUACAUGGAUGGUUAUGUGUCUUUGCAGCCCAAGGUACAUGGCAUUUUCCCAAACUAUGGCUGCAUGCCUCCUCAGACUAACAGACUGUACUCUACAGCUAUGGGUACCGGACGCUUUCUUCACUCUGAGAUUAGGCCUGAGACAGAAAUAUAUGCUGAAUGAUAUUUACUAAUGGAUGUGUAUGGGGGAGUGGUAUUUUGUUGUUCAGAGUCUAUUAUAUAUAUAUAAAAAAAGAGAAGCAUUACAUGUAUUUUAAUAUGUUAUGAAAUUUUACUUGUGCAUAACACCAUAUUAAUACACAUCAAAUUACACCAUCAGUCAUAGAGUUUGAUGAACAUCAAGUCACUUGGCAUUUUUACUAGUUAUGAAGAAAAUGUCUAUAAAUUAUUUGUAAUAGCUAAAAUAAGUAAUUUUAUUCAAUAAGACAUUAUUAGUCAUUCUUCAUCCGUCCAUCCAUUUUCUAUACCACUUAUUGUACAGGGUCACGGGGAACCUGGAGCCUGUCCCAUGGAGCAUGGGACACAAGGCGGGGUACACCCUGGACAGUGUGCCAAUCCAUCGCAGGGCACAUUCACAUACCCAUUCACACACCCAUUCAUACACUAUGGACAUGCCAAUCAGUCUACCAUGCAUGUCUUUGGACUGGGGAAGGAAACCGGAGUACCUGGAGGUUACCCCCGCAGCACGGGGAGAACAUGCAAACUCCCCACACACAGGGUCGAGAUAGGAAUUGAACCCCCAACCCUGGAGGUGUGAGGCGAACAUGCUAACCACACAGUGUGCCAAGUCGUUCUUCAGCUGUUUCUAAUUUCAUAACUAUUAAAUAAAUCUUCUGAAAUAAAUUUCAACGUAUCACUUGGUCUUACAAGGUAUUAAUUAACUGAUCAAACUGGUAUUUGAUUAGUCUUCAUAUGUCUUUGAGCUGCUUUGAUGUUAUACCACAACACCAAAUGGCAUCCAAGGAACAGUUUCACAAAUUCUUAAUGUCUUUUGUGUCUUUUUAUAUAGUGACUCCAAAAUCUAUGAUGAAUGCUGUCAGCACAUCUGCGGGUAAUUUAAUAUGGAAUAACAAUUUAUUGUUGUAGACACUGUAAGGCCCUGAUUUACUAAGUUUCAAAAUAAUGUGGUAAUUUGUGUGUGCAAUGGGAUAAAUUGCAAAUUCAAAUCUCAAAGAUUUCUGGAAUAAUAAACUGAAUUUGAAAGCAUGACAAAGACUAGUGAGACGGGUUGAAAUACUCUUCAAAACACAUUGUGAAUAAAUGAAUCCAAGAUUGUCAACAUGUUAAACUAUUCAAAGACUCUAAAUGCCUUUGGCAUUAGAACAUGCAGUGAAUAUCUCGGCUCAAUCAGAAAAACAUUCAGAUUUUUUCCCUAUUGCUCAAUUGUGCUCAACUUUCUAUAUAAUUUUAUCUUCUGGAAAUGUAAUA
Messenger RNA from Ictalurus furcatus (blue catfish), 7953 nucleotides. RefSeq names its product Rho GTPase activating protein 32a (gene arhgap32a). Lineage: Eukaryota; Metazoa; Chordata; Actinopteri; Siluriformes; Ictaluridae. Gene Ontology annotation, cellular component: cell cortex; nucleoplasm; actin cytoskeleton. Gene Ontology annotation, molecular function: protein binding; phosphatidylinositol binding; GTPase activator activity. Gene Ontology annotation, biological process: small GTPase-mediated signal transduction. Bases 1607 to 6688 code for a protein of 1693 amino acids. The transcript has 22 exons. The record is from RefSeq and is a predicted model, not a curated record.